Molecule: messenger RNA, 6012 nt
Organism: Aspergillus melleus
Lineage: Eukaryota; Fungi; Ascomycota; Eurotiomycetes; Eurotiales; Aspergillaceae
Product: DUF3638 and DUF3645 domain-containing protein
Exons: 3
Coding region: 1-6012 (2003 amino acids)
Source: RefSeq, a predicted model, not a curated record
AUGCGAGGUAUGGAAUUCACUCUUGCAGCGCCAAGAGGCGGCCAUAUUGUCCACUUCGGUCGAAGCAAAAAUGAAAUAAUUGUCCGCGCAUAUGUCAAAGGAAAUGUGUUGCAUCUAGUCAACAGAGAUCAAUUUGGGCAAGGGGCGCAAGCAGAUCUCCCAGCGCCGCUAAUAUCCGAUUGUUUCCAUUGGCUGAAUUUGAAGAAGAAGGAGGUCGACAUUCGAGCAAAGAAGCAUAUGUGGUGGUUCAAUCGCCGAGGCAAUUGGGUGAUAGACUUCUCCGCUCGUCAGGCCUCUCGUAGGACCGCUCAUCUUGUCGACCCCCAUGGCAAACUCUUUCGCCAGGUGUCAAAAAUAUUUGAAGGGUUCGAAGAGCGACAGAAUAUCACAGUUACUCAGCCACUGUCGAGAAAUCUCUCUGUUGAAAUGAAACGGAUGGACUUGAAUUUCAGCGUUAACGGCGGGGGUUAUCUAGUAUGCCAGCAACUGCACGCAGAAAUUGAUCCAGACCAGGAUGCCGGUACAUGGUACGGAUUGCGCAGCAAACUUGUUAUGCGCGAGACCUCCAACCGCAUGCAACGGAGCAUUGUUGUACCUAUUGGAACCCUCCGCUACCGUCGGCAUGGGUCACAUGUCUUGGUUGAUGUCAUGAACGAGGGUAGGUACGGUCGAUAUUCGAUUGAUAGCACACUGGGUCGGUUGAAGUGUGAACCAGAGCCACUGCUGGUUUACACUAAGUCUUUGCUGCAUGCAGUUACGUCUUUUCCGCUACCUGACACUCUCACCGGGCGUACGGGAGCUGAAGAAGCUCUGGCCUGCCUGACAUCUGCCUUGAGUAAGCCAUGGAACCCUGUCGGGGUGUCUCAAACUGCGCCUCUCAUUUCUUUAGCGCGGCUUACUGCCAAGCGAUUUUACUAUCCCGAGCAUUUGAAGCGCCAACAACAAGUCCUUUGGGAUAAAGAUCUCACUGUGGCCAUUCAAAGUGACCUCUAUCGUCCUAUCAUCGAGGCUGUGGCGACCCAGUUAGAGCGGCUGAAACCCUUUGCUUUGGAUGGUUGUCAUCAUUUGCAGCUUGAGGCAGGUGGUGUGUCUUACCUGAGAGAUAGGAACCAUCUUCGUCGUCGAAACUUUGAGCCAGGUGACUGUCUCGUCGACGGAUUAGCACAGCCAGUCGAUGCAUCUUACUUUGCUCGCCACCAGCGUGAGCCGAAUAUUGGGAGAAAGAAUGUUUACGAAAUUGUGUAUAAUCUGGUACACCGGCCAUCAAAUAUUCAAGUUCCAUCGUCGCUAGCAAAAUUCUUUGAUCAAGCGGCCUGGAUCAUGGGUCGUACAGGGAUUUUCAAUAAGUCAUCGCUGAGCGAAGUCCUCGAAGUCGACAUGAUCCAGGAAUGGGGACCGCUGACCGAGCUAUGCCACCAAUAUAACGAAGAACAGUAUGGCACGAUGUUCAAGCUUGCCACGAUUGCAUUUUCAAAAAACGUGAAUAUGGAUCUUCUGCGAACACUGGCUGCGAUCUGCAUUUAUGACGACCUCCGCAAUUGCCGCAUCCCAGCGCACGCAGAGUACUUUGACAUCGAGCUGAAAAGGAGACCGUCAUUGCAGUUUAUCAAGAACCAAAUUCACCCCUUUGAGAUAUCAUCUGAUACACUUCAGCAGGCAAUCCAGGAAAAGAGGGUACAUUCUUCUACAACCUUGGAGGAAUUUUAUGCCUUGUUCCAGCAAGAGGCGCACCAAUUUGCCAAAGGUAUUCUGAAGCAGUGGCCUUGCGGGAGCGUUAUCCGUCCUCCGAUUCGGAUAAAAUGUUUUGAUACCCAAAGUGCAUUGGACUCAAUCAACCGGGGCUGGAGGCGUCUUUUCAGAAACUUUGAGCUAGAAGGAUAUCUUGGCAAUGUCCAGAGGGUGCUUGACAUGCACCAAGCUGGUUCUGAAACUGCUAUCCCUGGAUGUAUUGAUGCCGCAAAACUAUAUCCGAUCCUUCCUCGGACAUCAGCAGUUCCGACAUUAGGACAUCUUCUUUCAAAACCUGGACCAGAUACACAGACCAGGUCAAAUUCGGCGUCUGAGCAUUUGUGGCGUAACGAGUCAGACGCGGACACAUCCCAUUCGAUGGCCGAUAUAUCGAAACUUGCAGCUAUGGUCAAUGGCCCUCGCGAGAUCCAGACGCUCAAAGCACUGGUUGACGAGAUGGUGGCUUCACCGUCUAAAGAAAAACAAGCAUAUGCCUGCGACUUGAAGAAGAGCGUAGAGGCCUUAGAGGACUAUCAAGCGCACCAGGGUCCGAGUGCAAAAUUGACUAGCCUUGAGAAGAUGGAAGGGAAGGUUCCCCAAGUUCGACAUGCAGUAGAGCAGCAGCUUUCAGCCUUAGUUGACUCAUUCACAAAGUUUGAUGUGCGUUACAAGUGGCUCUGCGCAGGACAGCUCUGGCCUUGCAUGACUCCCGUCAAUAUGCUCCAGCAUCUACGAUCUUCUAGUCAGCAAUAUUUUGGACCUGAAAUGAAGGAGGCGCUGCUGGAUUAUGGUGUGUCAAUCACACAAUUCCAACAGCUACUUCGAAUCUGCGAUGCCAUGAAGAAAAACGACUCUCAGCGCUCCAGGGAUGAGUACGAGAAUGUCGGCCAUGAAAACUGGAAACCGGAAGACUAUCCAGACUGGCUGCUCAUGGAAAUCGAUGGGAACAUUCUCAUCCGAAAAAGGCAAGUGGAUGUUGCACUUGCCACAAUCCUGCCGGCGUCAGGGUCGAAUUCCGUGCUUCAGAUGAACAUGGGCCAAGGUAAAACAUCAGUGGUCAUGCCUAUGGCUCUGUGCGUCCUCGGCAACGGAAAAACCCUUGGGCGCCUGAUAGUUCCAAAGUCUCUUCUAUUACAGACAGCACAAACCAUUCAAUCCAGGCUUGGAGAUUUGGUGGGCCGUGAGGUGCUCCAUAUCCCUUUUACCCGAAAGUCUCCAGUUGAGCCAGCAACAAUCCAAGAGUACCGGCUGCUUCACGAAGAGAUAUUACAGAAAUCAGGGAUCAUUUUGACGCUUCCCGAACAUUUUCUUUCAUUCAGGCUGAGUGGGUUCCAAUGCCUUUCAGACUCCAAGCUCAAGUCCGCUGGUGCUAUCUUACCUACGGACUCUUGGUUGAGACGCGUUUGCCGAGACGUCAUAGACGAAUCCGAUCUCUCGUUGGCUCCUAAAACACAGCUGAUUUACCCCAGUGGAUCUCAGCUGACUUUGGAUGGUCAUCCACAUCGAUGGAGAAUGGCCCACGCCUUAUUAGGGAUGGUUGAAGAGCAACUAGCGGACCUUGAGAGGAAUUUCCCAGGAAGCAUCGAUGUAGUGAGACGCCCUAACGGUGGCUUCCCACUCAUCUAUAUUCUACGCUCGGAUGUGGAGGAAGCUUUGUACACAAAGCUAGUCAGUGAUCUGUGCUCUGGUAAAACCAACAUCCUGCCGUCCAUUCAGCCACCCGAUCAAAGGGCCGUAAAGGAGUUUAUGUGCAAUGCUAAGGCCGAGCAAUCGGUAUGUGAAGAUGCGGUGCAGAUCUUCAGUGACAACCCCGUCGCACUUAAGAACUUGCAUCUGCUUCGCGGAAUGAUAUGCCACGAGACUCUACUCCUGUGUUUGAAGAAACGGUGGAACGUGCAAUAUGGUCUACACCCAGCCCGGAGCCCAAUCGCUGUUCCAUUCCAUGCCAAAGGGGUUCCUUCUGAGCAAGCCGAAUGGGGACAUCCCGAUGUAGCUAUUCUGCUGACCUGUUUAGCCUUCUAUUAUGACGGGUUAUCAGUCGACCAGCUGCAUCAAUGCUUGCACAGUUUGUCACAAUCUGACGAUCCAUCAGGAGAAUACGACCGGUGGGGAGCUUAUGCGCAAAGCCUUCCCGACUCCCUGAGGCACUGGAAUCUGAUCAGCAUUGACGAUGAUAUGCAGGUCCGAGAGAUCUGGACCUAUCUUCGAUAUGGGGUGAUCGUCAUCAACUACUUCCUGGAUCAUUGUGUCUUUCCCGUUCACGCCAAACAGUUCUCUCAGAGACUCCAGUUGUCCGGUUGGGAUAUCCCAAUGUUCCCAACACAGGAGGCAGGAUCGAAGAUGCUCACAACGGGGUUCAGCGGAACAAAUGACGAUCGUUUCCUGCUUCCACUAACAAUUAAACAGAACGACCUUGCUGCAUUAUCCCACACAAAUGCGGAGGUCCUUUCCUAUCUGCUGCAUCCCCGAAAUCGAUCUUAUGAUGUGGCCGCUCAUAAGAAUGGCAAACAUCUCUCAGAGGAAGAAUUUAUCCGCAAGCUCUUCCAUAUGAAUAUUCGCAUUCUCAUUGAUGCCGGUGCGCAUAUUCUGGAGCUCGAUAAUCAAUCUCUUGCGCGAAAAUGGCUGGAGAUUGAUUACAGAGCCCCUGCCGCGGUGUACUUUGACCGGGGCAGCAAGCCCUGGGUAAUAGAUCGUAAUUACAAAGAGGUGCCGCUGCUCGCUUCUUCUUUCGCGAAUGACCUUGAUGGAUGUCUUGUGUUUCUGGACGAGGCGCAUACAAGAGGGACGGAUUUGAAAUUUCCGCCGUCUUCACGCGGAGCGCUGACGUUGAGUUUGGGUCAGACCAAGGACCAUACAGUGCAAGCUGCAAUGAGGCUCCGUCAGUUAGGGACCUCGCAGUCUGUAGUAUUUAUUUCUGCGCCCGAGGUUCACCAGAGCAUCUUGGAUCUGCGUCGAAAGUGCUCCACAGAUGCAAUUGACUCGGCUGACGUGGUUGCAUGGCUUCUCGAGCAAACCUGUUGCCACCAGCAGCAGCUUAAAUCACUGUAUCUGGCGCAGGGAUACGAUUUCUGUCGCCGGACCAAUGCCGCUUUCGUGAACGACAAGUUUCUAACGAACACAGAGCACCGAAAGACGCUUCUUAAUACCUUGCUGCAAAAAGAGGAACAUUCGUUGGAAGAGAUUUACAGACCCAGACCAAAGCUCAACACCUUCACGAGCGAUCAAUACAUGUAUCCAGCAAUUGCGAAGUUCGGUCUGGAUCUUGAUAACCAACGCCUCGGUCAUGAUGAGUUCUCGGCUACUGCGUCUACUUUAGCUUUAGCGUUUGCUGAAGUUGAGCAGGAACGCGAAUGCAUGUUGCACGUUGAAGAAGUUCGAGAAAUCCAACGACCUACUCGUCUUCCACACUACAGCUUUCCCGGAUUACAUGAAUCCAUCGAAACAUUUGCACUAACGGGUCAUCUCAGAAGAACAGCCGGCCAUGAGGCGGCGUUCACGGCGCUCAGAAGAACAACACUGGGCAAGAAACACGGCCUGCGGAUUGAACAGCAAUCAAGGCUUUUCAUCUCAGACGAAUUCACAAAGACAAUCCUGCUUCGGAAAGGAAACCGCUGGCGUGAGGAUUUCCUGCGCCCUGUCCACUGGAUACUCUGGGCCCCGAGCACAUCCACCGCCAUGAUCCUGAUCCCUGAGGAAGCGGAGCGCGUGCUCUCAAUCAUCAGAGCCCAACAUCGCUCGCCGAUGCAACUCUCGCCCACGCACCUCUUAGUAUACGCCGCGCCAUCCGCCAAAAGCAUGCUUCAUUUCAACUCUCUGGAUUUCUACGCAUAUCCCACCUUACCCAAGGGUCACACAUUCCCUACCAGCCUCAAAAUCGAGCUUGGACUUCUGUCUGGCCGUCUCUUCUUUUCGUAUGAUGAAUAUGUGGAGAUUCUAGAUUACCUGGGACAAGAUUCGGCUCACCACAGUGGCUUGGAGAGAGAGAGUCCUACACAGGGCGCCAUGCAACGUGAAACUUCAACGACCAGGGAUGAUAAAUUCCUCGCUUUCCUUCAAGAAUGGCUGUCCGUGACCAGGAAGGGAAGGGAAUAUUCUCACACGCCAAUGGGGUAUGUUUGUCAGAGUCGGGGUCUUAAGAGUGACCAUCCUGCGUUUAGUCAAAGGACUGCUGUGGAGAUGGACAAUAGUACUCCAAAAUCAUGGAGCUUAAAGCUGGAUUCUGUGAAAGUGGAGGAUGAUAGUGAAGAUGGUAAUGAUGAUAUCUUAUCAGAUUGUGACAUCUAG